Messenger RNA from Myxocyprinus asiaticus (Chinese sucker), 5921 nucleotides. Its product is annotated as dual specificity protein phosphatase 10-like. Gene Ontology annotation, molecular function: protein tyrosine/threonine phosphatase activity; MAP kinase tyrosine/serine/threonine phosphatase activity. The record is from RefSeq and is a predicted model, not a curated record. The transcript has 4 exons. The coding region runs from base 269 to 1699 and encodes 476 amino acids. Gene Ontology annotation, cellular component: cytosol; cytoplasm. Gene Ontology annotation, biological process: negative regulation of JUN kinase activity; protein dephosphorylation. Lineage: Eukaryota; Metazoa; Chordata; Actinopteri; Cypriniformes; Catostomidae.
GACGCCAGCGCGGAGCUCCAUUGGUUCGGCGUCAUGUCAGUCUGAAGUGAGACUAGUACCGAGCCGCAAGAAACUCCAACUCUAGCAGUAAAGACAGCAGCGCAGUACAGGAGGAUGAUGAUGCGGGUCUCCAGCACCGGGACCGGUUGAUCGGGUCAGACUCAUCGAUUACAGUGAUUCCAAAUCGGAAGGGAGACAUUUCAUACAAGCACGUUAAUUACUGGACAUCGGACUUCUCUGUGGUGUGCCAGCCCACUUUGGUCUCCCCAUGCCUCCUUCUCCUCUUGACGACAGAAUUGUGGUGGCGCUGCCAAGGCCGAUAAGACCUCAGGAACUCCAACUCUGCCUGGACACCAGCUACCUGGAAACCACCGUGGGCGCCGUCGGUAGGUCGACGGCAAUCAAAAGCACCACCGUGGUGAAGAUCCAGACGACCAAGCUUUCGUAUAUGCCCUCGUCCAGCAGCUCCACUCGCUCGCUCACGUGUGGAUGCAGCAGUACCAGCUGUUGCACUGUGACGACCUAUGAGAAAGACAGACGGAACCAGACCCUGAACCAGGUCAGCGCAAGCAGUCCCAACUUGAACUCUGGAGUCAGCUAUGGCAUCCACGAAAGUCCUCCGACAGCAAUGGUAGGCCACAGUGAGGCCUACAGCGUGCCCAGUCUCACCUCCAGCCUGGGCAGGUGCGGUUUGCGGGUCAUCCACCCCAAUGAGCUAGCCAAGAAGCUGACGCAUUGCCCCAUGGGCCACCCCGUCGGCUCGGUGCCAGUCAUCAUUGACUGUCGGCCCUUUAUGGAGUUUAACAAAUGUCACAUUAGGGGUGCGGUGCACAUCAACUGUUCGGACAAGAUCAGUCGCAGACGACUCCAGCAAGGGAAAAUCACAGUGCUGGAUCUCAUUUCUUGCCGUCAGAGUAAGGACUCCUUCAAGGGGAUUUUUUCCAAAGAGCUUGUGGUGUAUGAUGAAACCACUGUAGACCCAGGACGGUUAACACCAUCUCAGCCCCUGCAUGUGGUCCUGGAGUCUCUACGAAGGGAAGGGAAGGAUCCCAUCGUACUUAAAGGAGGUCUCGCUGGUUUCCGUCAGAGUCAUGUUGAUCUGUGUGAACACUCUCUCCACCUGGAUGAAAGACAGGACGGCAGUACCGACAUGGGCCUGUCGGGGGCGCUACCUCACUCUCUGCCCUCCACUCCUGACAUAGAGAACGCCGAGCUGACCACCAUCCUCCCCUCUCUGUUCCUCGGCAACGAGCGAGAUGCUCAAGAUCUGGAGCAAAUGCAGCGAAUGAACAUCAGUUACAUCCUGAACGUCACCACACACCUGCCGCUGUAUCACUACGACCUUGGACUCUUCAACUAUAAGCGUUUACCCGCCAGUGACAGCAACAAACAGAACCUGCGGCAGUACUUCGAGGAGGCCUUUGAGUUUAUAGAAGAAGCCCAUCAGGCCGGUCGGGGUCUCCUCAUCCACUGUCAGGCUGGCGUGUCACGAUCGGCCACCAUAGUCAUCGCUUACCUGAUGAAACACACCUGGAUGACGAUGACAGACGCCUACAAGUUUGUCAAAUCCCGACGGCCGAUUAUCUCCCCCAACCUCAACUUCAUGGGUCAGCUUUUAGAGUUCGAAGAAGACCUGAAUAACGGCGUCACUCCGCGUAUACUCACACCCAAACUCACCGGCGUUGAGACUGCCGUAUAGUAUAGGAUUUGAGUUUGGUAAGAGAGGCCUACGAGAUGAUAUCCAAUCAGUAAAAGAGGAUCUAUUUUUUGGGAUAAAUGAGGAUUUCUUACCAGAAUAUCCUGUUAUGUUGCCAUUUAAGGCACCUUUUCUUCAUUCUCAACCCAUAUGGAUGAGAUUUUUUGGACGAGGUUUAAACAGAGAAUGAGGAAAAUGCUAAACAAACCAUCUUUUGCUAUCCGGUCCUGCCAGAGUUAGGACAAACACUGUGUUGCGGUCAUACGUUUGUUAUUUGGCCGCUGGUGCUGCUUGAAGCCCCCAAGUGAGUCUGGCUUUUCGCCUGUCUGAAAAGAUGAAGGCUUGUUUGUUGUUCCAACGUUCUUAUUCUAUUUUAUACUGUCGUGGCCAUGACAAGCCGACAGUGGCAUCACUGUGCAAUAAUUUCAGAGUGGAACACAACCAGGGGUUUGAUGUGUAUAUAAAGACUUACAGGCCACCUAGUUUUAUACUUUAUUUUUGUUUUUUGUUAUAGCUCUUUUCAUUCGAGUUCAGUUUAACGGUGAUGAUCUCUAUAGCAGAUGAUCUUUAUGGUGUCAUCAAAGCAUUUAUCAUGCAUACAAACAGCUGAAAUCAGUUUUAUGUGCUGUAUGUUUGUGACUUUCUGUGUAUUUGUUUGUCAUUAUUUCCAUAAUUGACAAUCAGAACAACUUGUUUUGCAACUUCAUUUGAAAGUUCUUUAACGGAAUGUUCCGGGUUCAAGAGAAGUUAAGCUCAAUCGACAGCAUUUGUGGCAUAAUGUUGAUUACUGCAAAUAAUAAAUUUUCUUUAAAAAAAGCACAAAUCUGCGUUCCAGUGAGGCACUUACAAUGGAAGUGAAUGGGGUCAAUCUGUAAACAUUAAUAUACUCACUGUUUCAAAAGUAUAGCCACAAAAUAUAUAUGUUAACAUGAUUUUAGUGUGUUAAAAUUGCUUACUAACCUUUUCAGUGUAAAGUUGUCAUAUAGUUUUAUACUUCGUUGCCAUGACAACACAACUCUAUAAACCCGGUAAUGUAGUAGUCCGCUGCAAAAACAAAGAUUUAAACUUUACAGCUCAGUUUUAACAGAAGAAUUAACCUCUUCUGCAUUUUUGCCCCCAAAUUAAAAAAAAAGACUCCAAUUAUUCAUGUAAUAAUAUUGUAAUAUGUUUACAAUCUCAUGAUGAAUAAAAUUAUUAUUAUUAUUAUUAUUAUUAUUAUUUUGUCUUGAAUUUGUAAGCAUGUAAUUCUGGUUCUGUUCACCCCAUCUCCCUUUAUAUAGUCUUAUUUUAUACCACUAGAUGGCAGCAAGUACUAGAAAAUUUUUUAUUUUUCCUGAAAUGUAGGUGGCACUAUAAAUCACUUUAGCCCUCGCAGAUGUAUAAAAGAGACGUUUGUAUUUGAUGACUUACAAAUGUCAUAUUUCACUUUGAGAUUAUUUUGAAAAUAUUUUAAACUGUGGAAUUAGGGCAACAAAAUAAACUGUACAGUCACAUUUCUGAGAAUGAGAGCUUUCAUUUGAUAUAUGAGUUGUCUGUUUAAGUGCUAUUUUAGUCUUUUAUAUUCAUAUUAAUAUUUCUACCACAUGACCACUAGGUGGCGCUUAUUUGCGACGCAGAUGUUUUAAGGAUGUGAUGGUUAUCUCUAAAAAGUUCAGAUUCUACGUUUUCAAAGGACAUCCUAUAUGCCUGAUGACAAGUUGAGCAUUGUAAUCGUAAACUUUUUGGUGAUAUAGUGCCCCCUUUUGAAGAGGUUUUAAUGUAAGUGCUUUUAUAAAAUUAUAAGCUUCACAUUUCUGCUUUUAAACCCUCCAAAAAUUGGACCCAUUCACUUCAAUUGUAAGUGCCUCACUGGAACUUCCAUUUUUCCUUUUUGUAAAGAAAAAGAGGGACGAGUCAAAUGAUUUGUGCUGGUAAUCAGGAUGGUGCCACAAAUGCUGUCAAUGGAGCUGUCGCUUGUACUGAACCCAGAAUAUUCCUUUAAUAAUAAAUUAGUGCAUGAUUACUAAUAGCAUAUGGAAAAGUAUAAAAUAUACUAUAUGGCUAUGGUAUUAUCUAUAUAUAGUUAAAACCAUUUGCUUGAGGAGUUAAGAAAUAGUGCACCCUUAUGACUUCUUGACUUCUUCCCCAUUCACUUUGAUUAUAUGGAAAAGAGCAGCCAAAACAUUCUGCAAAAUUUCUCUUCGUGUGCUCUACAGAAGAAAGAAAGUCAUAGGGGUUUAGAAUAACAUGAGGGCAAGUAAAUGAUGUCAUUUUUGGGGUGAACUAUCGCUUUAAGUCACCACUGCACAUUCAGUCUUCUUGAUCUGUGUGUGAGAAGAGACAAGUAUUUAACGUGCAUUAUGCUUGUAUGUUUUCUGUUUGAAUGAUUCACUGUGUUCCAAUAAGUUCAUGUGAAAUGUUCUUUCGAGACCUCAAACUGGCCAGAUGGUUUGAAACCAGACAAAUUUGUGGUUGUGAAUUUCUAUUUCUGUGCACAUGUCAAAAUUUGCUUCAAUAAUAAUAAUAAUAAUAAUAAUAGUGCCUCUGUUGGUGCCUUAAAUCAUGUUAAUCUCUUUUUUGUGACUUUUUGUUUGUUUUUGAGUGUGUUAGAGGUGACGGCUUUAAACCAGAAUUUAUUUUUGAGCAUCAUGGGUGUCUCAUGUGUUUUUAACGUGUUAAAUCAUCAGAAGGCUAGUUACACAUCAGUAAGUUCUUAUUUAUCAUAAAAGAACUCAAAUGCUGUGAAUGAACAAAACUCUGGGCUUGUUUAAAGUUUUAAAUGCAAAGUGUAAAACAAACAGUUUAUUAUUUUUUUUUUUGUAUGCAACCUGUCAAAAUCUCUUAGCAUAAUCAAGGUGUUUUCUCAAUAAAACCUUUUUAUUUUUCAGCUUUUACACUUUCUGCACUUUGGCUGUCAAAUUUUGAAAAUUAGCAUAUUACUGCUUUUGUUUACUUAGAGAUAGUACACCUACAAGCAUUACUAGUUUGAUGAAUUAAAUGACUUAAAUAAAUAAAUAAAUAUCAAUAUGCAGAAAAAAGGGUGCCAGAUAUAAUGUUGAAGCCUUUAUACAUAACACAAUGAAAAUUUUUUUAUAUGUUAUUUUUGGGCUCUUAUUGAUAAUAAUAUUAUCAAUAUAAAUAUGGUACAAUUGAUCUUUUAUCGAUAAUAAUACUAUAAAAUUAUAAUAACUAUAAUAAUAAUAAUAAGAAGAAGAAUUAUAAUAAUAAUAAUUAUAAUUAUUAUUACUAUUAUUAUUAUUAUUGUUGUUAUUAUUAUAGUUAUGAUAUUUUUUUUAUAUUAUUAUCGAGAACAGAAAAUGUUUACCAUAUUUAUAUCAAUAAAAAAAGUUAAUAAUAAUAAUAAUAAAAGUGGGUAUUAUUAUUAUAAUUAAUAUUAUUAUUGUUAUUAUUUAUAAUAAUAAUAAUAAAAGUUGGUAUUAUUAUUAUGAGUAGUAGUAGUAGUAGUAAUAAUAAUUAUAAUAAUAAUAAUAAUUAUUAUUAUUAUUAUUAUUAUUAUAAACCCAGAAACCCUGUUAAUCUCUUCUUAACUUGGUUGAGACUUGAAUUAAACUUUAUAUACAGCUAACAAAUCUUUUUUUGCCACCAUGUCAGAAAACAACCUACAUGUUCAUUUUUUUACCUUUCUUAUUUCUUGCUGCAGCUUCAACCUCUUAUAAACCAACAGAACAUAUCAUAAAAUUAAAAUGUUGGAUGACAAUAACUGAAUGCAAAGCACAUUUUUAAUAUUGAAAUAAAUUGCAGCAAAGAUUUUCUGUAUAUUUACUGCUGAAAAAUUGCAAAAAUUCUGUAACAUUUACAUUCAGCUGAUGUGAAAUGUAAGUUGCAGUCUCUUUAUGUUUAAACGCUUGUUUUAUGUCACUUUUAUGUAACACUGUGUUUGUAUGAGUGCAACACUGGAACAUCGGACUCCAGUUCAAGGAUUUAAAGGGCAAAAAACUUUUCUGGGUGCAUUCAUGAAAAUAUGGGAUUUUUGCAGCUCUUCACAGAGAUUUGCCAAUGGAUCUCAAUGCAUCGUUUAUAUUUUUUGCACUGUUUAUUUUUAUUUUUUAUGAAUUAUUUUUUCCACAAAGGUGCUAUAAUGCUGGAGGCCUUCCACACUGUUUGCAUGACCUGCUUUGGUAAAGUCUCUUCCUGUAAGCCGAGAGCUCUAUUUAAAAUGUCAGAGUUGAAAACAGUGUUAUUUUUUUAAUGUGGGGUUUGGAAAUAAACAACAGAAAGAGAAACA